This is a messenger RNA of Daphnia pulex (common water flea), 1103 nucleotides long. Its product is annotated as glycoprotein-N-acetylgalactosamine 3-beta-galactosyltransferase 1-like. Gene Ontology annotation, cellular component: membrane. Gene Ontology annotation, molecular function: N-acetylgalactosaminide beta-1,3-galactosyltransferase activity. NCBI's taxonomy places the organism in Eukaryota, Metazoa, Arthropoda, Branchiopoda, Diplostraca, Daphniidae. The transcript is spliced from 6 exons. The record is from RefSeq and is a predicted model, not a curated record. Bases 122 to 1024 code for a protein of 300 amino acids.
AUUAAGAAGUUUCUAUUUUUUAUUGAUGCAGUUGCUCCGACCCAAACCUUAUUCCGACAAAAGAAUCGGACUGUAAAUUCUUUUUGUGAACAAAUAAACAUCUCAUAUACCAAACUGUAAGAUGAAGAUGCGAUUUUUCAAAAUCAAUUUGAGUUUAUCUUUUUUACGCUACUGGUGGAUUGUUACUGUGUUCCUCGGUUGCUGUUCCUUUAUUGGAAGGUUUCUACCGCUCACCCGCACUGCAGUUUCAAUUGGGGAUGCAACUCAUUCCGCUAGUCCACCAAUCCAGCAUCGAAUUCUCUGCUGGAUUCCCAUAUCUGCUAAGAGUAAGUUUCGAGCCCAGCUGAUUCAGAAGACUUGGGGCAAACAAUGCGACAUGUUGCUCUUUCUAAGUUCACAAGCAGAUGCUUCAAUUCCAGCGAUUGGUCUGCCAGUCGAAGAUUCCUACAGCACUUUGUGGGGAAAGACAUCCGAAGGGUUGAAAUAUAUUUACGAGAACCACUUAAACGAAGCCGAUUGGUUUAUUAAAGCUGACGAUGACACGUAUGUUGUCGUGGAUAAUUUGAGGCAGUUUCUUAUGUCUCAUGACAUUUCCUUGCCGCAUUUUCUCGGCUCGCGAUUCGCCCACAAUCGACUCCUCAAAGGAUAUUUUGGAGGUGGAGCCGGUUACGUAAUGACUAGAGAGACCAUACGGAUAUUCGUCGAACACGUUUACAAUAACGAGUUCAAUAUGUGCAUCAACGGCCACAACGGAGAAGAAGAUUCUUAUCUCGCUAUGUGUCUCGAGGUAUUCGACGUCAUUUUUGGUGACACCCGAGAUUGCCACGGCGCCGAAAGAUUUCUUCAGUUGAGUCUUCACAACCUCUACCGCCCUUUUGAUUAUCAGUCAACCCUUCGCGCCUUCUUCCCAUCGAAAUUGGGAAUCGAUUGUUGCUCGAAUCAAACAAUUUCCUUCCAUCCAGUUAAGGACGAGCAACUUUUAGAAUAUGAUUACCUCGUCAGGUAUAAUCAACUCAUCAAUUGAAUUCGACGUUCAAAAUAAUCUUGAUUUAUUUCCGUUGAAUUUAUUGCGCUUAUUCUAAUACAUUGAUUUUAAAAUGCUA